Molecule: messenger RNA, 3265 nt
Organism: Columba livia (rock pigeon)
Lineage: Eukaryota; Metazoa; Chordata; Aves; Columbiformes; Columbidae
Gene: PRKAG2
Product: protein kinase AMP-activated non-catalytic subunit gamma 2
Exons: 18
Coding region: 866-2536 (556 amino acids)
Biological process (GO): regulation of catalytic activity; protein phosphorylation
Cellular component (GO): nucleotide-activated protein kinase complex; nucleus; cytoplasm
Molecular function (GO): protein kinase regulator activity; AMP binding; protein kinase binding
Source: RefSeq, a predicted model, not a curated record
GUGGAGUCUCCUUCUCUGCAGACAUUCCAACCUGCCUGGACACCUUCCUGUGUAACCUCAUCUGGGUGUUCCUGCUCCAUGGGGGGAUUGCACUGGAUGAGCUUUCCAGGUCCCUUCCAACCCCUGACAUUCUGUGAUUCUGUGAUUUUUACCAAGAAGCUGCUUUUCUUUCAGUCUGGUUGGCAGCUGCCUGUCACAUAUUCCAGCUGGGAGAUCUUUCUCCACCAAUUCUUGGCCGGUUGUCUCCCCAGCACCUGGCCCUGUCACUUACCCAUGGAGGUGUGACAUCCUUGGUCUGUACAAGUGGAUAUAAAUUUGACAUCUGUUCUUUUCAAGCAGAUCUCUUGUAUCUCAUUCUUUCAUGACUCCUGCAGAUAAUUGCACUCUGUCGAUAUUUCCUAUUGUCUCCCAGACUUUCCCAGCAUUUCGUGUGAGCUUCUGACCGUGUCCUCAUUCCCUCAAACAAGACAUAUUCCUGCUGCUUCUGUUUGUUUGACUCCAUAAGCUGAUUGCCAAAUAAGGAGUAAACAGCACAAAUGGGAAAGUCAAUUUGACUUAAAAUAGCAUGAAUUGAAGACUGUUGUUCUCUGUGCUCUCCCUGCAGUGCUAAAUACCCAGAGAGCUGGGAAGACUGACUGCUUUCUGUUGAGAAUAAUGAAGUCGGCCCAAAAUGGGGACCUAUUGGUUACCAGUUACGAAGAUCCUGCCAAGCUGUGAAGGCAAGCGAAGUCUCAGUGUAUAUUCUGAAGCCAUUGUGCAGAAACCGAACGAUCGACUUUGUGCAUGUUCAGAAAUAUGAGCGGAAAACUGGAGAGCAGAGAAAGAUGGAGAACAAAAACAGAAGGAUGCGAACGAGAGAUGGAAUAUGAAGCAGAGCAAAAAGGAACGGGGAGAAGAGGAAAUGCAGAGACCGACAUGGACAAAGGAUCUCAGCUCGUUUGCCAUGCCCUUCUUGGACGGUGAUGUGGAGAGCGCAGACAAAAAUGCUUCUCGCAAGGCGGAAGAAAGCUGCUCUGCUGGCAGUCCUUCAAAAGGCCUUUUCUCAAAAGGGCUCCAGAACCGACCUUCCAGCCCUGUUUCUGCCCCUGUGAGAUCCAAACAUAGCCCUGGCUCACCCAAAACAGUGUUCCCCUUCCCCUACCAGGAGUCUCCCCCACGCUCCCCACGCCGAAUGAGCUUCAGUGGGAUCUUCAGGUCCUCCUCCAAAGAGUCCUCCCCCAAUUCUAACCCGUCUACCUCUCCUGGGGGCAUCAAGUUUUUCUCCAGAUCAAGAAAAACCUCUGGCCUCUCCUCUUCUCCAUCUACUCCAACACAAGUGACCAAGCAGCCCACGUUUCCUCUGGAAUCCUAUAAACAUGAGCCCGAGAGACCAGAAACACGGAUUCACUGUUCUUCACCUCCGGACACAGGGCAGAGGUUUUCUUUGCCUCCGUCUCAAAGCGCAGCCAAGCCCCCCGUGAUGGCUCCGGCUCCCUGUGCUACCUCAAAACCAGCGGCGGCGGCGGCAGCGGCUCCGGCUCCUUCUCAGCUCCCGGCCGCCUCCGAAGGGAUGCUGGAGAAACUAGAGCUCGAAGAUGAAGCACUUGAAGAAUCGGAAAGUGACAUUUAUGUGCGAUUCAUGAGGUCACACAAGUGUUAUGACAUUGUUCCAACAAGCUCUAAGCUUGUUGUUUUCGACACUACGCUACAAGUAAAGAAAGCCUUUUUUGCCUUGGUGGCAAAUGGUGUGAGAGCAGCUCCACUGUGGGAGAGCAAAAAACAGAGUUUUGUAGGAAUGUUAACAAUUACAGAUUUCAUUAACAUACUGCAUAGAUACUAUAAGUCUCCAAUGGUUCAGAUUUAUGAAUUGGAGGAGCACAAGAUAGAAACCUGGAGGGAGCUUUAUUUGCAAGAGACAUUUAAACCUUUAGUGAACAUCUCCCCAGAUGCAAGCCUUUUUGAUGCUGUAUAUUCAUUGAUCAAAAACAAAAUCCACAGAUUGCCAGUUAUAGAUCCUGUCAGUGGAAAUGCACUUUAUAUACUAACCCAUAAAAGAAUCCUCAAGUUCCUCCAGCUUUUUAUGUCAGAGAUGCCAAAGCCUGCCUUUAUGAAGAAGAAUCUGGAUGAACUUGGAAUAGGAACUUACCACAACAUUGCCUUCAUCCAUCCCGACACUCCUAUCAUUAAAGCCUUGAAUAUAUUUGUAGAGAGAAGGAUAUCGGCAUUGCCCGUUGUGGAUGAGUCAGGAAAAGUUGUAGAUAUUUAUUCCAAAUUUGAUGUAAUAAAUCUUGCUGCUGAAAAAACAUAUAAUAACCUAGAUAUCACGGUGACGCAAGCGCUACAGCACCGUUCGCAGUAUUUUGAAGGUGUUGUGAAGUGUAGUAUGCUGGAAACACUGGAGACCAUUGUGGAUAGAAUAGUGAAGGCUGAGGUUCAUCGUUUGGUGGUAGUGAAUGAAGCCGAUAGCAUUGUGGGUAUCAUCUCCCUUUCCGACAUUCUACAAGCUUUGGUACUCACACCAGCAGGUGCCAAACAAAAGGAGAAUGAAAGCGAAUGACUGCCCUGAAUGUGCGCACGUUUGUAGGAGAACUUGAACAAAGCUUCUGGGUCAAGUUUGUCUCAAGAACAGUGACUGCAAUAGAACAGAGCAGGAUGGUUGAGAAUGUGUAUUGGGACUUGGUGAUGGCUGAUGAGUCUAUUCCCCCCAGUGAUGUCGCAAAAAAAAAAGCAGCAUGACAAAAAGCUUAUGUUAAAAUGUAGGCUUGUAUUUCAAAAUGUCUUCAAAACAUUUGCUGGAAGACUUCACAUGAUGUCCUUCAUUAAAAUGCACUGUAUUCUGAAACUUUUUCAUUUUGUAUUUGACAGAAGUCACUGGUCAGCAAUGGAUAUAUGUGACAUAAGGCAAGUGUAUGGCAUAUUCAUAUCAUAGUGCCUUAUGUCAAAAUACAGCAAUAUGUCAUCACUGUUGCCCAUCACUGUCAAAGGAAGUGUUGUGCUAAACAAGACACUGUAUUUGAAUGUGAAAGUCUUUAAACCUAAAACCAAAUCAGUUUCAGUUCUCAUUAGAUUUGUCAUAAAAGCUGUAAUUUGAAUAUCGGUAGACUUCUUUAAAACUUUAAUGACAGUUUUUUGUGUUAAAUGUUGCAUUCUGAACGGAGAUGUAAAACAAGACUGAUUUUAAAAACAGCUUUAUUUAUUUUUACUUUCAUGACAAUUUUUUACACAUCUUUGGUGGAUAGCUAAAAUUUCACCAUAUCCAUUAAUAAACUGUUGAUUGUUAUACAAA